Molecule: messenger RNA, 1368 nt
Organism: Purpureocillium lilacinum
Lineage: Eukaryota; Fungi; Ascomycota; Sordariomycetes; Hypocreales; Ophiocordycipitaceae
Molecular function (GO): syntaxin binding
Source: RefSeq, a predicted model, not a curated record
AUGCCUUCCAGCCAUUCGGACUCGGCAUUGACCAACGGUCACGACCAUGCCCAUCCCCCGCCACCAGCGACCGGCAAGAAGGCAAAGGGCAAAAAAGCCAUGGACUCUAACGAAGCGUCGCGGCUGCUGCAGGCCCGAAUCUCACAGCUGGAGCAGGACGCUGCGGGAGAAAAGGAUCAGGAGCUUGAGAUCGAGCGAGAAGUUAAGCGAGCCAACCGCGACCUCAUGCAGCAAGUUGCCAAAAUGGACGACAUGCAAAAGAUUGAUCACUUGACGAAGCGCUCGAGCGAGCUGCUGGCCGACAUGCGUCGCUUGGACAAGGAGAACCAAAAGAAUAAGAAGCGCGGCGACCUCUUGCAAAAAGAACGCGAUGCCAACCGCACGGAGCUGAGCAAGACUGUGGGCCUGAAGGAGAAGCUCGAGAAGUUGUGUCGCGAGCUGCAGCGAGACAACAAUAAGAUGAAGAACGAGAUCAAGGACCUUCAGACCACGCAAAAACGUAACAACGCGAGCUGGGAUGACAAGUUUUCUUCUCUUCUAGCGAAGCUGGAGGGCUACCAAGAGGAAAAGGACACGCCUCGAAAGCAGGUGGUCGAUAUGGAAGUGGAGGAGUUGUUCCGAGUCCGGUUUAAGUCGUUCAUUGAGCAGUACGAGUUGCGCGAGCUGCACUUCCACUCGCUCAUGCGCACCAAGGAACUCGAAGUACAGUAUCACCUGGCGCGCCACGAGCGCGAAAAGAAGAACGCAGAGGCCGAGGGCAACAAGGCUCGCCACCUCCAAGCACAAGUCCAGGCCUUCACCAAGACGGAGACGGAGCUGCGCAAUCAGUUGAACGUUUACGUGGACAAGUUCAAGCAGGUCGAGGAUACCCUCAACAACAGCAACGACCUCUUCUUGUCCUUCCGGAAGGAGAUGGAGGACAUGUCGAAGAAAGGUAAACGGCUCGAGAAGGAGAACGAGGCGCUGAAGCGGCAGAAGGAGGCAACGGCCGCGAACAUCAUCCGCAUGGCCGAGGAGCGGCAGGACUGGAAGAAGAAGGUGGACGCGGCGGAGAAGAAGACGGAGAAGCUCAUGAGUAUCAUCCAACAGAUGCAGCAACAGGGCCGCAAAGUCCCACCGGGCAUGGCCAGCGCGGUGGAGAGCAGCUACUCGAAUGGCCAGGGCGGCGGCGAUGGCGAGGAGAGCGACUACUCUGACGAGGGCGACGAGGAAGGACUUAGCGAGUUCGACGACGACGACACGGAAGAGGAAGCGCAGCCGGCCGACCAGCCAGCGCGGCCCGUCACGUACGGGCCUGAACGGCCGCCGCAGGCACAGGCACAAGCGCCGGCGCCGGCGCAGGCGCAGGCAGCAAUCAACGGACACUAG